UUCAGCUGUGAAACCAUCAAGCACAAAAAAAUUCUAUUCACUAAACAUUCUUUGAAUUCCAGGUAUAUCCUUCCAAACGUCUGCAAACCAUGCUGCCGAGCAACCCAGAGCAUGGAAAUAUUACAACGCACCCUUCACUGUCGCCAAAUCUCGCUUCAGGCAUAUCAGUCAUUGUUAUAAAUUUUCUUUUGAGUCUCCUUGGAACACUCGGAAAUCUUCUGGUAUUACUGGUUAUCUCAGUCAACAUUCGCCUCGCUACACCAUCAAACCUUCUUCUCGCAAACUUGGCAUCAGUAGAUUUUAUCUGCAUGGCUUUCGUCGCGCCUGGUUCAAUUUACAAACAAUUUUGCCGUAAACUGGGCUUUUGCCAUUUGUCCGAGAUGACUGUAUUAGCUUUUCGAGGUCUUGGACAGUUCGUUGUCGCUGCCGCCGUCUCGAGUUUAUUUGCAAUCGCCGUGGACCGUUUUUUAGCCAUUUCUUUUCCUUUCAAGUAUACAUCUAUGAUGACAAAACGCCGCACAGUAUAUUGCAUCUGCCUAACUUGGCUAGCUGGGGCAGUAAUAACUUUUGUUUUCAUGGGCCUAAACUUUGUCUACAUUCAAUCAGCCUACUGCAUUUUAUUAAUCUUGGUGACAAUCUCACUGUACAUCCACAUCUUCUUGUUUGCGUUGAAGAAGGAGCGGCAAAUCGCUGCUUUGCAGAUUACAAAUGCAAAAAGGACCACCAAUUUUUUACACGAGCGCAAGUCGACAAAGACAAUGGCAGUUAUUCUGGGUGUCUUUGCUGCCUCUUGGGUUCCGGCAGUGGUGUUUUAUGCAGUUGUUUCGCCAGAGGAUCCAAGAUUUCCCGAUAUUCAAAGUUGGAUAAAUGCAAUAUAUUACUUGAAUGCUACUUUAAAUCCAUUUAUUUAUUGUGUUCGGAGUGUGAACUUUCGUAAGAGGGUAAAACAGCUGGUAAAGUCUACUAUGAUACGGUUUAGUCCUUAAUUGAGGGCCUCUUAACCAGUAGUUUUAUCCCAUACGGUGGCUGCACCCGCAGUAGCUUGGAGCGACAGUCAAAACCGAGCUGUCCUACCGAAAGGACACGAUAAUAGCUCUUUUCAUCGCGGCUAACAAAAAUAAAGACAAUGCUAAAGUUUCUUUGGCCUCUUCUAAUACUUCACGCGAGAAUUCUGGGCUUAAUUUGACGAGGAACAACAUAUUUUGUUCAAAAUAACACAAUUAUCAUCCUACUAGGCGACACUCGAGGAGCCGAGGAGCGAGUACCGGACGCGGUCGACCCAUGUUUGGCGCCAAAUUAAAAGCUUGCAGACACAAAAUGUUUCAUAUUUUUCACUUUUUAAAAUCUGAUUUGGUUUUUGGAAAUAUAAAGCCUUUUUCGCUGAUAUUCAACGCCGUCUCCGGUGAG
Orbicella faveolata is the source of this 1407-nucleotide messenger RNA. Its product is annotated as adrenocorticotropic hormone receptor-like. Gene Ontology annotation, biological process: G protein-coupled receptor signaling pathway. Gene Ontology annotation, molecular function: G protein-coupled receptor activity. The record is from RefSeq and is a predicted model, not a curated record. Lineage: Eukaryota; Metazoa; Cnidaria; Anthozoa; Scleractinia; Merulinidae. Gene Ontology annotation, cellular component: membrane.